UAACCUGCCCCGUUUCCCCUCCCACAUUCCGCUGUCCUCUCCCACAUAUUUGGGUGCCCCUUCCUUGUACCUCGGGACCCCACCCACUGAGCGCCGUCUCCUCCAGACGCCGCCCCCACGCGCCCCGGGGUCCCCCUCUUGCCGCCAGCCCCUCCCGUCGGUGGAGCGGAGCGUCCCUGCCCUCCGCGUCUGAGCCCCAGACCUGCGCGCCCGGCCCCUCGGGCCGCCCUCGGGCACACCGCCCCCUCCGGCCAACCGGGCGCCCGGGGUCCCCGCGCGCUGCCGCCAGGGGGCAGGAGAGCCCCGCCCGCCGCGAGCCGGAGCCCCGGGCAGGAGAGACCCCAGGGUGCCGCGGAGCCCAGGUUCUGGCCCGCGUCCAGUGGGACUUCUUCCCCGCCCCCUCCUCGGGAGGCAGCCAAGGCGGGAACGCCGGCCCUGGAAAGCCCGGCAGGGGCGGGGACUGUGGGUUUCGGUGGAUCUGCGCGCGGAACCCUGAAGGGAGCGGCGAUUCCGGGAAGUGGCGGGGGGAGGGGGUCCAAAACUGGCCCCGGGCCCCCCUUUCUCGAGCCUUCUCGUACCCCCCCGCCAAGCCCCCACGGUGGGGCUUCAGGGGGCCCAUUGAGAAUGGGGCGCGGGGUGAGGGACGCGAGGGUGAGCUUCCUCGGCCCGCGGUCCGGGACCCUAACCCGGCCCACUUCCUCUGCCCCUUUUCUCACCUCGGCUGUUGCCCGGAGGCCAAAACUAGAGCCGAGGAGGCCCAGGUCCUCCGUUCCCCCCCCCACACACACCCCCCACCCCCACCCCCACCCCUGCUCCUCUUCUGGAGCCGGGCAGUGGCCGGUGAUGGGAGCACCCGCGGGAUGUCAGAGGGUGGAGUGAUCGGAGCCCACGUACCCCACCUGAGGGGCCAGGAACGGUUGGAGAGGAGGAGGAAGAGCUCCUUCCCGAGUGUGUUCCGCCCCCUCCCCACCCAGCUCACCACCACCAUGACGCCGCGCUUCCUGGCCCCUUGCUUCCUCCUGCUCCUUACAGCCCAAGACACCGCUGGCACCUCGUCCCUGACCAUCAGCCCUACCUCAAGCUCGGCCUCCGCCCCAGGACUCCCUGACACCUCGCCCCUGACCACCACUGACAGGUCAUCCUCGACCACCACUGACACCUUGUCCUCGACCACCACUGACUUCCCGUCCCCGACCACCACUGACACCUCAUCCACCACUGACACCCUGACCACCAAUGACACCUUGUCCCCGACCACCACUGACACGUCGUCCCCGACCACCACUGACACCUCAUCCCUGACCACCAAUGACACCUUGUCCUCGACCACCACUGACUCCCCGUCCCCGACCACCACUGACACUUCAUCCCUGACCACCAAUGACACCUUGUCCUCGGCCACCACUGACACGUUGUCCCCGACCACCACUGACACGUCCCUGACCACCAAUGACACCACGUCCCUGACCACCAAUGACACCUUGUCCUCGACCACCACUGACUCCCCGUCCCCGACCACCACUGACACCUCAUCCCUGACCACCAAUGACAUCUUGUCCUCGGCCACCACUGACACGUUGUCCCCGACCACCACUGACAUGUCCCUGACCACCAAUGACACCACGUCCCUGACCACCAAUGACACCUUGUCCUCGGCCACCACUGACACCUUGUCCCCGACCACCACUGACACGUCCCUGACCACCAAUGACACCACGUCCCUGACCACCAAUGACACCUUGUCCUCGACCACCACUGACUCCUCGCCCCUGACCACCACUCACACCUUGUCCCCGACCACCACUGACAUGUCCCUGACUACCAAUGACACCACGUCCCUGACCACCAACGACACCUUGUCCUCGGCCACCACUGACACCUUGUCCCUGACCACCACUCACACCUUGUCCCCGACCACCACUCACACCUUGUCCCCGACCACUACUGACACAUCGUCCCUGACCACCAAUGACACCACAUCCCCGACCACCAACGACACCUUGUCCCCGACCACCACUGACACGUCGUCCCCGACCACCACUGACACCACGUCCCUGACCACCGCUGGCACCUCAUCCUUCACCAGCAGCCCCGCCAGCCACAGCGCCAGGACCACCACCAGCGCCACUAACCACAGUGUGGAGCCCGUCACCUCCUCCAAUCAUAAGACUUCUCCCCAGUUGUCCAUUAGGAUCUCCUUUUUCUUCCUGUCCUUUUCCAUUUCGAACCUUCAGUUUAACUCUUGUCUGGAAGAUCCCAACACCGGCUACUACCAGGAGCUGCAGAGAAACGUUUCUGAGUGGUUUUUGCAGGUUUAUAAUCAGGAAGAUUUUCUGGGCCUCUCCAGCAUCGAGUUCAGGCCAGGAUCUGUGGUGGUAGAAUGCACCCUGGCCUUCCGACAGGGCACCACCGAUGCCCUCAACGUGAGGACACAGCUUGACGAGCACAGAGCAGAAGCAGCCAGAUACAACAUGUCCAUCUCGAGUGUCCGUGUACGUGACGCGUCAUUUCCUUCCGCUGCUGGGUCCGGGUCUGGGGUACCCGGCUGGGGCAUCGCCCUGCUGGUGCUGGUGUGUGUCCUGCUGGCACUGGCCAUCGUCUAUCUCGUUGUCCUGACCGUGCAUCAGUGCCGCCGGAAGAACUGUGGGCAGCUGGACCUCUUUCCGCCCCGCGAUGCCUAUCACCCUAUGAGCGAGUACCCCACCUACCAUACCCACGGGCGCUACAUCCCCCCUGGGAGUACCAGACGCAGCCCCUAUGAGGAGGUCUCCGCGGGCAACGGCGGCGGCAGCCUCGCUUACACGAACCCGGCGGCCACCUCUGCUGACUUGUAGGGCGUGUUGCCUGCCCUCGUCCAGCCGGUGCCAGCUGCCUCCCCCGGGCUCCUUGCUGCCAGGCCUCUCCUCUCAGCUCCGUCCCGGGCUGGUGAGCUGGCAGUUCAGCUUGGGCCACUCACAGGCCCCACCACGUCCCCUCACCGGCCUCGGCCCUGCCGAAACCCAUUGGAGCCCCUUGGGGACAAGCCUGGGACAGUGGCUCCCAGGAAAACAGGCCCAGAGAGCCCCGAGAGGGAAGUUAGCCCCAGAAUGUGGCUGAAUAAAACGUGGACCCCCUC
Prionailurus viverrinus (fishing cat) is the source of this 3115-nucleotide messenger RNA. RefSeq names its product mucin 1, cell surface associated (gene MUC1). Bases 861 to 2834 code for a protein of 657 amino acids. The transcript is spliced from 8 exons. The record is from RefSeq and is a predicted model, not a curated record. Gene Ontology annotation, cellular component: apical plasma membrane. NCBI's taxonomy places the organism in Eukaryota, Metazoa, Chordata, Mammalia, Carnivora, Felidae.